AUGAGUUUGAUAGAAAGGUGCAACACCACCAUCAACUAUACUUGUGAAGUGAACACCCUUGAGGGCGUGGCUUACAGUUCUGUGUUUCUCGUGGGUUUCCUUGUCAAUGCUGCUGCUCUACGUGCCUUCAUUGCCAAACGGGCCUCCUGGACAGACAACCACAUCUACAUGUUGAACCUCAAUAUAGCUGAUUUUACCCUCAUCCUCUUCCUUCCCUUUAGGAUCUAUGAUUCUUUCUACUGCCUGGAGAGAAAUGAAUUGUGUUCUUUCCUCAUGUUUAUUCAUUUCAUCAACAUGUAUGCCAGCAUCCUGACCACGACAGCCAUCAGUGUCCAGCGCUACCUGAUUAUAAGGUUCCCACUGCAGGCCAGAUCGUGGAGGAGGAAGAAACAGAUAGCUUUUGUUGUGUGUUUGCUCAUUUGGGGACUUCUGGUGAUAACAUAUUUUUCAUUACCAGACACGAUCACCUGUGACAAACUCUGGACGUGCUAUGAAAGAUGUAAAAAUGAACCACUUGAGGAAUCAUUUCUUGUCGUUCUUUUAUUGCUGGGCUUCUUCGGUCCACUGGUGACCAUUGUGUUCUGUUCCAGUCAGAUCAUCUGUAUUCUGUUAAAGGUGGAUGAAAAGUUAGCAGAAACGAAAAGCGUCGUUGCCAUAGUAACAGCAAACAUGAUUGUGUUCAUUGUCUGCUUCACACCCAUCCAUGUUGCCUUUCUUGUGAACUACUUUAAGAUCCCGCCUGCAGACUGGAUGAAAGGACCUCUAACAGCUAUACCUGAACACGUAUAUUUACUUGCAUCUGAAUGGAUUGCUACCACAAACUGCUGUUUUGAUUCCAUCAGCUAUUAUUUUUUAUUGAAACGGUUUUAUUCACAAAUCAGUUGCAGGAGUAGAGGAAUUACCCCUGUCACGCUAGAGAGCUAUUUGUAGACUCAAAAUAAAAAUGAUUGAUAUUUUUAAAGGAGCACUCCAUCAAUUUUUGGACAUGCAUUUAGUUUAUUCGUCAGUUUACUGUGUGUCUGCAGUCAGCUUCCCAAAGUUUGAAGUUUGAAAAUGUUACACAGACGAGGUGUCCGGUUUGAAACAAGAAGGCAUUCAGGAGAAAUGGAAAUUGCCUUGAAAGAUGCUGUUGUGUUGUAUUAUGGGACAUUUAGGAUCCAGCGUUUUGGAGACUGAAACAUUCUAGGGACUAAAAGUCAGAAUAUCUGCUACUUUGAUUUUUCUUUUUUCUGUGUCUCUUGUGGGUCCCCCAACUUUAUGGUGGUACAAUAAAAAAAUGCUGGAGUGCCCCUUUAAAUUAGCAGCAUACUAUAAGUAGGUAGCUUACUGAUUGCUGAUUUUUACUUUUUUUAUAAAACUCUUUUUUUAUGAUGCUUAUGAAAUGCAGGCUAUGUAUAAUGAUAAUGUAAAAAUGAACUUUUCAGCUCCCAAAUUGCUUGUCUGUAUUGUUAAUUUGUUAAUAUAGGUAUUGUGUUUAUUUUGAAAGUAUUAUUAUUAUUAUGUCUUGUUAUGGGCUGACAUUGUUAAUCAGUGUCAGAACAGAACUUAACUUUAUUACUUACAUCUGCCUUGUGGAAGUCAUCAAGUUGCUCUGUAAAAGUCUUAAUCUUUUUUAAAGAUGUUUUGCCUAUGUACAUGAAUACACACGCGUACGUGCUUGUGUGUGUAUUUUGAGAUAUAAAUACCUGUUA
Molecule: messenger RNA, 1691 nt
Organism: Thunnus maccoyii (southern bluefin tuna)
Lineage: Eukaryota; Metazoa; Chordata; Actinopteri; Scombriformes; Scombridae
Gene: gpr35b
Product: G-protein coupled receptor 35 b
Exons: 2
Coding region: 1-930 (309 amino acids)
Biological process (GO): positive regulation of Rho protein signal transduction; phospholipase C-activating G protein-coupled receptor signaling pathway
Cellular component (GO): membrane
Molecular function (GO): G protein-coupled receptor activity
Source: RefSeq, a predicted model, not a curated record